This is a messenger RNA of Aspergillus bombycis, 258 nucleotides long. RefSeq lists its product as uncharacterized. The transcript is spliced from 2 exons. The record is from RefSeq and is a predicted model, not a curated record. The coding region runs from base 1 to 258 and encodes 85 amino acids. NCBI's taxonomy places the organism in Eukaryota, Fungi, Ascomycota, Eurotiomycetes, Eurotiales, Aspergillaceae.
AUGGCUCUUGUUCGAGACCCAGCGUUUUGGAGGCGCUUCUCGCGCGCCAUCCAUCUUGAUGAGGAAGCAAAAGCUUCAAAGACGGAAAAUAAGAGCGGUGUCAUCUACUCGGAUGACUGGAUUCUGAAGCAACGCAAGAAACGACGCCGAUGGAUCUGUUGUGGCUUCUUGAUACUUGCAACGUUUGCUAUAGUGGUUGCUGGUGUGGUGGUGGUCUUUUGGUGGCUCCAUUCUCACAACUGGUUGCGCAAGUCAUAA